Messenger RNA from Umbelopsis ramanniana AG, 456 nucleotides. RefSeq lists its product as uncharacterized. Gene Ontology annotation, molecular function: structural constituent of ribosome; small ribosomal subunit rRNA binding. The record is from RefSeq and is a predicted model, not a curated record. Lineage: Eukaryota; Fungi; Mucoromycota; Umbelopsidomycetes; Umbelopsidales; Umbelopsidaceae. The transcript has 2 exons. Gene Ontology annotation, cellular component: ribosome; cytosolic small ribosomal subunit; nucleolus. The coding region runs from base 1 to 456 and encodes 151 amino acids. Gene Ontology annotation, biological process: translation.
AUGGGUCGCAUGCACGCUCCUGGAAAGGGUAUCUCUAGCAGUGCCCUGCCUUACCGCCGUACUCCUCCUUCCUGGGUCAAGACCACCCCCGAGGAAGUCUGCGAACAGAUCUUCAAGCUCGCCAAGAAGGGUUUGUCUCCUUCCCAGAUUGGUGUCAUUCUUCGUGACUCCCACGGUAUUCCCCAAGUCAAGGGUGUUACUGGUAACAAGGUCCUCCGUAUCUUGAAGUCCAACGGUCUCGCUCCUGAGAUCCCCGAAGAUUUGUACCAGCUCAUCAAGAAGGCUGUCUCCGUCCGCAAGCACUUGGAGCGCAACCGCAAGGAUAAGGACUCUAAGUUCCGUUUGAUUCUUAUCGAGUCUCGUAUCCACCGUCUUGCCCGCUACUACAAGACUGCCGGUCAAUUGCCUCCCAACUGGAAAUAUGAGUCCGCCACCGCUUCCGCCAUGGUCGCUUAA